GUCUGGCUCCCAGUUCCCCGGGCCGUCGGGGGGCCUCUCGGCGGCUCCCUCCGCCCCCCCGGCGCCCUUCCCUCUUUCUGCCUUAUUUCCGCUCUCCCCCGCCGCCUUCCGGCUGCUUCCCACCUCCAUGUUCUCCUAACCCCGCGUCCGUCGACUGCCGCACGUCAAGGGUGUCCGGCCGUUGUCGCGCUCGCGCGUUCCCCUCUAGAGGCUUUGGGACGACGUCCGGGGCGUCCCGACUGCUGGGAAUCACUACAAUGUAUAGUUGCGCAUUUGGACAAACUUCAGUUCAGAGAUUUUCAGAAUUAAAGCUCCUCAGCUGUAAUGAUUGACUUCUUUCCAGGAACCUCCUUCCUUUACUCAGAUUCCUUGGGUCAGCAAGACUAAUUGAGCCUAGAAGCUUCAGUUGGUUUGUGUCUGCCACAGCACAACUCCUCUGCCCCAAUCUUUGAGAAAAUGCAAGAUGUUUCUGAAAACAGCAAAAACAAAAGCACUGUGGGAAUUGCAACCAUGAAUGAAGAAAACAUAGAUGGAACAAAUGGAUGCAGUAAAGUCAGAACUGGUACUCAGAAUGAAGCAGCAUUACUUGCUUUGAUGGAAAAGACUGGUUACAACAUGGUACAGGAAAAUGGGCAAAGGAAAUUUGGUGGUCCUCCUCCAGGUUGGGAAGGUCCCCCUCCACCUAGAGGCUGUGAAGUUUUUGUAGGAAAAAUACCUCGUGAUAUGUAUGAAGAUGAGUUAGUUCCUGUAUUUGAAAGAGCUGGGAAGAUAUAUGAAUUUCGACUUAUGAUGGAAUUUAGUGGUGAAAAUCGAGGGUAUGCUUUUGUGAUGUACACUACAAAAGAAGAGGCCCAAUUAGCCAUCAGAAUUCUUAAUAAUUAUGAAAUUCGACCAGGAAAGUUUAUUGGUGUGUGUGUAAGCUUGGAUAAUUGCAGAUUAUUUAUUGGAGCUAUUCCUAAGGAAAAGAAGAAAGAAGAAAUUUUGGAUGAAAUGAAGAAAGUUACAGAAGGAGUUGUAGAUGUCAUUGUUUAUCCAAGUGCCACAGAUAAGACCAAAAAUCGUGGUUUUGCAUUUGUUGAAUAUGAAUCUCACAGAGCUGCUGCCAUGGCUAGGAGAAAACUAAUCCCAGGUACAUUCCAACUAUGGGGCCAUACCAUACAGGUAGAUUGGGCUGACCCAGAGAAGGAGGUUGAUGAGGAAACCAUGCAGAGAGUUAAAGUUCUCUAUGUAAGAAAUUUAAUGAUCUCAACUACAGAGGAAACUAUUAAAGCAGAGUUCAACAAAUUCAAACCUGGUGCAGUUGAACGAGUAAAGAAACUUAGAGAUUAUGCUUUUGUUCACUUUUUCAACCGAGAAGAUGCAGUGGCUGCUAUGUCAGUUAUGAAUGGAAAAUGCAUUGAUGGAGCAAGUAUUGAGGUAACACUGGCAAAACCAGUAAAUAAAGAAAACACUUGGAGACAGCAUCUUAAUGGUCAGAUUAGCCCUAAUUCUGAAAAUCUGAUUGUGUUUGCUAACAAGGAAGAAAGCCACCCAAAAACUCUAGGCAAACCACCAACUCUUCCAGCUCGUCUCAAUGGUCAACAUAGCCCAAGCCCCCCUGAAAUUGAAAGAUGCACUUAUCCAUUUUUUCCUGGAACAAAGCUUACUCCAAUUAGUAUGUAUUCUUUAAAAUCCAAUCAUUUCAAUUCUGCAGUAAUGCAUUUGGAUUAUUACUGCAACAAAAAUAAUUGGGCACCACCAGAAUAUUAUUUAUAUUCAACAACAAGUCAAGAUGGGAAGGUACUCUUGGUAUAUAAAAUUGUUAUUCCUGCUAUUGCAAAUGGAUCCCAGAGUUACUUUAUGCCAGACAAACUCUGUACUACGUUAGAAGAUGCAAAGGAACUGGCAGCCCAGUUUACAUUACUUCAUUUGGACUACAAUUUUCGUCGCAGCUCAAUAAAUAGUCUUUCCCCUGUUAGUGCUACUUUCUCUUCUGGGACUCCCAGCGUGCUUCCUUAUACUUCAAGGCCUUAUUCUUAUCCAAGCUAUCCCUUGUCACCAACAAUAUCACUUGCUAAUGGCAGCCAUGUUGGACAGCGACUGUAUAUCUCCAAUCAGGCCUCAUUCUUCUGAAGAAGAUACUGUAAACAUGAGUAUGAAAGUUUCUUUGUAAAGCAUGCAAAUUAAAAUACUGUUUUAUUUUAGAAUCGGGUUUGCACAUUUGGUUUUAAAAUGAUAAAUGUAUAUUUAUUUCAACAUAGUAAACAUCAGCCAUAAUUCGGUAUAACCUACAAUUGCAGAACUUGUAAAAAUGCUAAGUUUAAAAAGUUAUUCAGUAGUUUCUCUUGAUAAAGGUAUAGCAAACUACUCUUCUUUUUAAACUUUUGGGAUUUUAAAUACUUCCAAUUCCUGAGUGGGCAGUAGAACCCAAGAGUUUAUGUUAAAUUUUUGCAUAAUAGCUUUGCCAAAUAGCAUUUCACAAAUAUUUAAGCACUUGCAGACAAUGGUUACACUACAUUUGAUUACCAAGGAUCACUAUCUGUAUUAGAGAUUGUAACAGUUAUAUAACCAGAAGCAGCUAACUAUUAUGUAGAAAGAAAUGAAGGGCAAAAAUUAAGAUACAAAUCUUUUGCAGUACUAAAGGAAAAGCAGUCUACCAAUGUGGUCCUUGAAAAUAACUAUAAAUAUUUUAGUUAAUUACCUGUUAUAGAAAUAAAUUUUAAUUUUGCUGUUAAUGUAUUUCAGGUUUUUAUAGUUAUACUUCUUUUGUGUUUUUGAUAUUCACUGUAUAGUUGUUUGACUAAUAAGUGUUAUGGUUUUUUAAUGUUGAAAUCAUGUGUUGUUUAAUUUUUGUACGUGAAUUCAAAUUCUUUGACAUUAAAUAUGUGAUGCUUCUAAUAUGUAUGUGU
Mustela erminea (ermine) is the source of this 2888-nucleotide messenger RNA. RefSeq names its product RNA binding motif protein 46 (gene RBM46). Lineage: Eukaryota; Metazoa; Chordata; Mammalia; Carnivora; Mustelidae. The coding region runs from base 457 to 2112 and encodes 551 amino acids. Gene Ontology annotation, cellular component: nucleus. The record is from RefSeq and is a predicted model, not a curated record. The transcript is spliced from 8 exons. Gene Ontology annotation, molecular function: mRNA binding.